Molecule: messenger RNA, 6886 nt
Organism: Drosophila rhopaloa
Lineage: Eukaryota; Metazoa; Arthropoda; Insecta; Diptera; Drosophilidae
Gene: baz
Product: partitioning defective 3 homolog
Exons: 8
Coding region: 1015-5559 (1514 amino acids)
Biological process (GO): establishment or maintenance of epithelial cell apical/basal polarity; microtubule cytoskeleton organization; cell adhesion
Cellular component (GO): apical junction complex; cell cortex; apical plasma membrane
Molecular function (GO): protein binding; phosphatidylinositol binding
Source: RefSeq, a predicted model, not a curated record
CCGGGCACACCACUUUGUUGUUGCUCGAUUGUUGUUGCAGAUUGAUAAAUUCGAAUUUCGGAGCGCAGCGCAUUCAACUAAAGCGCGGCUCGUGGAUUUUUUGUAUUUUUUUUAAGUUCAAAUAGAUCGUUAAUAAUAGUGGCGGUCAAUUAAAUUAUAUAAUGUGCGAUCAAUAAAAGUUAUAUUAAAAGUGCUAAAAAAAAUUAAGAAGCGACGCCAGCGGGCGAAAAAGAGAGAUAACCGAAAACGAAAAACACGACAAAAGCAACGUUGAAAAAGAGUAAAAAAAAAUGAUCGAACCGUAAAUUUAAAUGUAUGCCAAUACAUAAUACAUAUAAUAAUAUGACCAAAACAAAUGUCAAGUGAGAAAGCGAUAGCGAAGAACGUUAAAAAGAAGUAAAUAAAUGAUCUUGGCCCGUUGUUGUUUUUGGGUACUUUCGCGUUGUUGUUAUUGUUGUAACUCGUUUUUAAUGCGCGCGUGUAUGAAUCACACCAACACAAACAAUAACAACAGCGAUGCGAUACGGUGAAAUAUGCUAAGUAAAUAGCGAAAGAGAGUUAAAGUUUCCAGCGAGAGAGAUAGAGCGCGAGAGGGAGCGCCAAUACAAAUACAAGUACAUACUGGAAAACGAUCCUUUUUCCAGGCACGCAGCCAUCCUGCUCGCACCCAUGCCGCCCUAGACCAACUUUUGUUGCAGCUGCCUAACAACCAACAAUAAAGUGCAAAGGAGCAAGGGAGACGGCUGAAAACCGAUGAUGAUGAUGCGGUCGCAACAACAACAACAAGCUGCUGCAGGCAGAUGAGCAUAAAAUACAACAAAAAAUAUAGAUAGCUGAAAACAAAAUUAGUAAUAGGAUAAAUUCCGAAAAAUACGAAAAAAUCAAACGAGAAAAGAGGUAUAAACGAUCGCCCAAUUGAAUCAAGUGAAUGUGUGUACAGUGCGAAAAGAAAGUGCAUUGCUUCGAUCCAAAAUAUAUAUAGAUAACAGUUAUUACUAAUACGAAAAUUACGAAAUGAAGGUCACCGUCUGCUUCGGCGACGUUCGCAUUCUGGUUCCCUGCGGUUCCGGAGAACUCCUCGUCAGCGAUCUCGUCAAGGAGGCCACGCGACGCUACAUCAAAGCAGCCGGCAAGCCCGAUUCUUGGGUGACAGUGACGCAUCUGCAGACACAGUCGGGCAUCCUCGAUCCGGAUGAUUGUGUACGCGACGUGGCCGACGACCGGGAGCAGAUAUUGGCGCACUUCGAUGACCCAGGACCGGAUCCGGGAGUUCCGCAGGGAGGCGGCGAUGGGGCGUCGGGCAGCUCGUCCGUGGGCACAGGUUCGCCGGACAUCUUCCGGGAUCCCACCAACACGGAGGCGCCCACCUGUCCGCGGGAUCUGUCCACGCCGCACAUCGAGGUCACCAGCACCACGUCGGGUCCGAUGGCUGGACUGGGAGUUGGACUGAUGGUGCGCCGCAGCAGUGAUCCCAAUCUGCUGGCCUCGCUCAAGGCGGAGGGCAGUAACAAGCGCUGGUCGGCAGCAGCCCCCCAUUACGCUGGCGGGGAUUCUCCCGAACGUUUGCUGCUGGACAAGGCCGGUGGUCAGCUAUCGCCGCAGUGGGAGGAGGACGACGAUCCCAGCCAACAGCUGAAGGAGCAGCUGCUCCAUCAACAGCAGCCACAUGCGACCAAUGGCGGUGGCGGCUCCUCCGGUAACCACCAGCCAUUCGCGCGAUCCGGUCGCCUGUCCAUGCAGUUUCUGGGCGAUGGCCAUGGCUACAAGUGGAUGGAGGCGGCCGAGAAGUUGCAGAAUCAGCAGCUAGCCCAGCAGACCUACCAGCAGGGUCACCAUUCGGGACACGGCCAGAGUGGCGCCUACUCCAGCAAGUCGCUGCCCAGGGAGAGCAAGCGGAAGGAGCCAUUGGGUCAGGCGUACGAGUCCAUCCGCGAGAAGGAUGGCGAAAUGCUGCUGAUCAUCAACGAGUACGGCAGUCCGCUGGGACUCACUGCUCUGCCGGACAAGGAGCAUGGCGGAGGAUUGCUGGUGCAACAUGUGGAGCCGGGCAGCCGAGCCGAAAGAGGUCGACUACGCCGCGAUGAUCGCAUCCUGGAGAUCAACGGCAUUAAGCUGAUCGGACUUACCGAAUCGCAGGUCCAGGAGCAACUAAGGCGGGCUUUGGAGAGCUCGGAACUGAGGGUGCGAGUGCUGCGCGGAGAUCGCAAUCGCCGCCAGCAGCGAGAUUCCAAGGUGGCCGAGAUGGUGGAAGUGGCCACCGUGUCGCCCACCCGCAAGCCACAUGCUGCUCCAGUCGGCACCUCACUGCAGGUGGCCAAUACCCGCAAGCUGGGCAGGAAGAUUGAAAUUCUGCUGAAGAAGGGACCCAAUGGUCUGGGUUUCUCGGUUACAACACGGGAUAAUCCCGCUGGCGGACAUUGUCCCAUCUACAUCAAGAACAUCCUGCCACGUGGAGCUGCCAUCGAGGAUGGUCGCCUGAAGCCUGGCGAUCGUUUGCUGGAGGUGGAUGGCACCCCAAUGACGGGCAAAACACAAACGGAUGUGGUGGCCAUUUUGCGGGGCAUGCCAGCGGGAGCAACGGUUAGGAUAGUGGUCUCCCGCCAGCAGGAGUUGGCGGAGCAGGCUGACCAACCGGCAGAGAAGAGCGCUGGAGUGGCGGUGGCUCCACCAGCUGCACAGGCGCCACCUGCAGCCGUUCCUCCAGGACCACCGCCGCCGGUGCCAGUCCAGAAAUCCAGCAGCGCACGAUCUCUGUUCACACAUCAGCAGCAGUCGCAGCUCAAUGAAUCUCAGCACUUUAUCGAUGCAGGCAGCGAGUCAGCGGCUUCAAAUGACAGCCUACCGCCGAGCAGUAACAGCUGGCACUCCCGCGAGGAGCUAACCCUACACAUUCCCGUUCACGACACCGAAAAGGCCGGACUGGGAGUCAGUGUGAAGGGCAAGACGUGCUCGAAUCUGAACGCUUCCGGAUCGAGUGCCUCCAGCGGCAGCAAUGGACUGAUGAAGCACGACGGCGACUUGGGUAUAUUCGUGAAGAACGUGAUCCACGGAGGUGCGGCUUCGCGCGAUGGACGCCUGCGGAUGAACGAUCAGCUGUUGAGCGUGAAUGGAGUAUCGUUGCGUGGCCAAAACAAUGCCGAGGCCAUGGAGACACUGCGUCGGGCAAUGGUCAAUACCCCUGGGAAACAUCCAGGCACCAUAACCUUGCUGGUGGGCCGUAAGAUUCUGCGAUCGGCCAGCUCCAGCGACAUCCUGGACCACAGCAGUCACAGCCAUAGCAAUAGCAGCGGCGGCAGCGGCAGUAAUUCGAAUGGAAGCGGCAAUAACAAUAACAGCAGCUCCAAUGCCAGCGAUAAUUCGGGAGCCACCGUCAUCUAUUUGAGUCCAGAGAAGCGGGAGCAGCGCUGCAAUGGUGGUGGAAGUGGGGGCAGUGCCGGCAAUGAGAUGAACAGAUGGAGCAAUCCCGUUUUAGAUCGCCUAACCGGUGGCAUUUGCUCCUCGAACUCAGCGCAGCCGUCCUCACAGCAGCAGCCGCCACAUGCCUCGCAGCAGCAGCAACAGCAACAACAGCAGCAGCAACGUCGUCUGCCACCAGCACCCAUUUGCAGCAGUGCAGCUUUGAGGAACGAGAGCUACUACAUGGCCACCAAUGACAACUGGUCGCCGGCGCAGCUGCAUUUGCUCACUGGUCAUGGCAAUACGGCCCUGCUAAUCGAGGACGAUGCCGAGCCCAUGUCACCAACUUUGCCGGCGCGUCCGCACGAUGGGCAACACUGCAACGCGAGCAGUGCCAAUCCAUCUCAAAAUUUGGGCGCCGGGAACCAGGGGCCAGCCAUUAAUCCCGUUGUGCCGGGCACACCGUCGACGUCCAGCAACUUUGAUGCCACUUAUUCGUCGCAACUGAGUUUGGAAACCAACUCGGGUGUGGAGCAUUUCUCACGCGAUGCCUUGGGACGUCGCAGCAUCUCGGAGAAACACCAUGCGGCGCUGGAUGCCCGUGAAACUGGAACCUAUCAGCGGAAUAAGAAAUUGCGCGAGGAGCGGGAGCGCGAGCGACGCAUUCAGCUGACCAAGUCGGCUGUGUACGGCGGCUCGAUUGAAUCGCUUACGGCUCGCAUAGCCAGUGCAAAUGCCCAGUUUUCGGGCUAUAAACAUGCCAAGACUGCCUCUAGCAUCGAGCAGAGGGAGACGCAGCAGCAACUGGCGGCAGCCGAGGCGGAGGCCAGGGAUCAGCUGGGCGAUCUGGGUCCAUCGUUGGGCAUGAAGAAAUCCUCGUCGCUGGAGUCGCUGCAGACGAUGGUGCAGGAGCUGCAGAUGUCGGAUGAGCCGCGUGGCCAUCAGGCGUUGCGAGCUCCGCGUGGACGUGGCAGGGAGGAUAGUCUGCGGGCGGCGGUGGUCAGCGAACCAGAUGCCAACAAGCCCCGUAAGACCUGGUUGUUGGAGGACGGCGAUCACGAGGGCGGUUUUGCCUCGCAGCGCAAUGGACCCUUCCAGAGUUCCCUGAACGACGGCAAACAUGGCAGCAAGUCGUCGCGGGCCAAGAAGCCGAGCAUUCUGCGUGGCAUUGGGCACAUGUUUCGCUUUGGCAAGAAUCGCAAGGAUGGCGUAGUGCCGGUCGACAACUAUGCGGUGACCAUUUCGCCACCCAGUUCGGUGGUUUCCACAGCCACAUCGCCGCAUGUGCAGCAGCAGCAACAGCAACAGUUGCAACAGCAGCAGCAGUUGCAGCAACACCAACAGAUACCCACCGCUGCACUGGCUGCCCUGGAGAGGAAUGGCAAGCCGCCGGCGUAUCAGCCACCGCCACCGCUUCCAGCUCCCAAUGGUGUGGGCAAUGGCGCCCAGCUGAAUGGCGGCAUCCAUCAGAACGACAUCUUUAACCAUCGCUAUCAGCAUUAUGCCAACUACGAGGAUCUGCACCAGCAGCAUCAGCAGCACCAGAUUAGUAGAGGCGAUUCCCCCACAUCCAUUUCGGAAACGCUUUCGGAGUCAACGCUCGAGUGCAUGCGACAGCAGGUCAUCCGGCAGCGCAUCAAGGUGGAGGCGGAAAGUCGCCGCCAUCAGCAUUACCAUUCGCAGCGCAGUGCCCGCUCGCAGGAUGUGAGCAUGCACUCGACGAGCUCCGGAUCGCAGCCAGGAUCCUCGGCCCAGCCACAAUCGCAGUCGAACGGAGGAGGAGUGCGUCCCAUCAGCAGCUACUACGAGUACGAGACGGUGCAGCAGCAGAGGGUGGGCAGCAUCAAGCACAGUCACAGCAGCAGUGCCACCUCUUCCUCCUCGUCGCCCAUCAAUGUGCCGCAUUGGAAGGCGGCGGCCAUGAAUGGCUAUUCCCCAGCCAGCCUGAACAGCAGUGCCCGCAGUCGUGGUCCCUUCGUGACCCAGGUGACCAUAAGGGAGCAGGGUAUACCAGCCCACCUGCUCCUCCAGCAGCAGCAGCCACAUCAGCAGCAGCAACUCCAGCAGCAGCAGCAGCCCACCUACCAGACCGUCCAGAAGAUGACCGGUCAAUCGCAAUACGGCACUGCCGCCGGCUCCCAGCCGCACGCCUCCAAGGUGUGACUAUAGGUGUUGGCGCAAGCGCGCGCCACUCGCGAUGUGCUAGCCGAGAACCGGGUCAUUCUCAGCGAGGUCAACGAGGAGGUGGAGGUCUUCUACUUUGCCACCGAGUGCUGAACACAUUGCAUAUUGGGGGUUUUGUAUUGUUUAAUUGAAAUGGAAUUUCCACAAAACACACACACACACAUUAGGGGUGGGUUGAUGCUAAUUGUAAUCUUUAAAGUAAAACAUUUAUAUUCAACAAAAAUUGUAAGCCAUAAAUGGCAAUUCCAUGAAGGCAAAAGGAAAGAUAUACUUUAUGUUUUAAGGUUUAAAAAGAAUUUGUAAUUCCACCAAAACAUAGGAAAAGUUUAAUACUUAAUUUAUUUAAUAUCCUGAAUAAUUAAUAUAUUUAUCCGUGAUAUUUGAUUAAGCAAACAAAACCUAGACGUUUUCUUGCUAAACGGAAAGAACCAGGAUAAUAUUUACAUUACUAUUCCAUUAUAAUUUCAAAGGUCCGCUAGAAAAGGAUAAACUUGAUUUUAUGUUUGUAAAUUGCCAAGAAUAAUAUUUAGAUUCAUCAGAUUUUCAACCAAUUGACCCACCCUGACAAACAUAUAGAUUAAGUUCACAAUAUAUAUAGAGAUAUUCAUAAUUGGCGAACCAGAAACCAAGAGAGUAACGAGUAAGGAAAGUAUUCCCCCGUAAAGCGCUACCCAUUUGUUAAGUGCUUAGAACUAAUUGUUUAAACAAAAACGAUUUUCGAUUGAAUUAAGCUUUAUCUCUAAGUCCAAGUCAAACGCCUUUGUACAUAAUUAGUUUACGCAGAAGCCAACAAGAAAGAAAACAACAUCAAAUUCCAAAACUACGAAAGGUCUUAAGAAUUUCCAUUGUCAUUUAUUCUACUUUUUUUUUUAUAAACCAUAUAUAUUUUUUUGAUUUGUAAAUAGAACCUGUUUGUUUGUUUUGUUAAGCUUUAAAGCGGACGCCAUUUUGUGUGUGCAAACGUGAUGAUUUGCAAGAAGCGAAAAGUAAAACUUAUAGCCACCACCAUAUAAUAUAGCUACAUAUAUAUAUAUAUGAGUAAGUGAAGCAAUUUUUUUUGUUCUAACGAAUAUUAAACUUAAACAAGGAGUAUUGUGCAGCCGACCUCGGCUUAGGUCCCUAAAAAAGACAAGCAGCUUAACUUCUUAAAACGAACCACUACGAUUAAGUCGAAUUAGUUUGUAGGCUUACAUGUAUAGCGAAUAUAUACGAUACUUUAAUUUUGUGUACACCCUAAGUAAUUUGUGCGAUACCGAAAUACGGAGUUGCGAAUUAAAAGUUACAAAAAUUUCUAAAAACACCAGUC